Penicillium maclennaniae is the source of this 1020-nucleotide messenger RNA. RefSeq names its product GroES-like protein. Gene Ontology annotation, molecular function: alcohol dehydrogenase (NADP+) activity. Bases 1 to 1020 code for a protein of 339 amino acids. The record is from RefSeq and is a predicted model, not a curated record. The transcript is spliced from 2 exons. Lineage: Eukaryota; Fungi; Ascomycota; Eurotiomycetes; Eurotiales; Aspergillaceae. Gene Ontology annotation, biological process: alcohol metabolic process.
AUGAGUGCCCACGAGUUUAAAGUCUUCAGAGGAACCCCUUCGGGGGAUAUCGUCGAGACCGUCACCCAGGUACCGGCCCUCGUCAAAGAUCAAGUGUUGAUCUUAGUCACACAUUCGGGAGUCUGUGGUACCGAUGAGCACUAUCUUCGAUCGGGAAUUGCUUUGGGCCAUGAGGGAGCGGGCAUCGUCAAGGAGCUCGGCCCUGACACCAAAAAAUUGAAGAUCGGAGACAGGGUGGGCUGGGGCUACGUGAAUGGGGGCUGCGGCAAUUGCCCCUCUUGUCUUAACGGAUUCCACAUCCGAUGCGAAAGCCCAAAUCCUCAAGUUUAUGGCCAAGACUUCCUUGACUCAGGAAGCUUCGCCACAAGCGCAGUUCGUUCCGAAGCCUUCUUGCAUGUUAUCCCUGAAGGCCUUUCAUCCGCCUCGGCAGCCCCCCUGAUGUGCGGCGGUUUCACUGUCUGGUCCGCUCUGACGCUUCACGGUGUCAAACCUAGUGAUACAGUCGGGAUAGUUGGCGUCGGUGGGCUCGGACAUCUUGCUAUCCAAUUCGCAAAGGCAAUGGGGUGCGAAGUUGUGGUCUUCAGUACAACUGAUUCCAAAAAGGAUCAGGCAAUGGAACUAGGGGCAUCCCACUUCGUGUCCACUAAAGGCAAGUCGGAGCUAAUCGUUUCGAAGAAACUGAAUCAUCUUCUUGUCACCACUUCACAGAGCCCGGAUUGGGAUCUCUUCAUCCCGAUCAUGGCAGCUGGUGCUACGAUUUUCCCUAUGACGGCGACCGAUUUCGAAACCAAGUUGACCAUCUCGUACAUGAAGUUCUUGGUCAAGGGAAUGCGUCUUAUUUCUGCUAUGCCGACGACAGCAUCGUACGGGCUGAUGUUGGAAUUCGCGGCAAGAAACGGCAUCAGUCCUGUUAUUGAUCGGGAUGAGUUGACCGCUGACGGCAUUGUCAGGAGCAUGGAGAAGUUGAGAAUGGGAAGAACUCGAUAUCGCGGAGUGCUGUACGGUGUGGAAGAAGAUUGA